CCGAGCCCGUCCCCGCCGCAGGGAGCGGCUCCGAUCCGCUGUGCCCGUCUCGGGCGGGCGCGAGAGGACGCAUCCCGAAUCCCCGCGCGUGCAGGCGGGUAGCGGGGCGAGCGUGUUUCGGUCCGUGGGUUUCGGGCUACUAGAGCCGCCCGCCCCCCGCGCACUCGGCCGGAAAGUUCUUUGUGCUCCAUCGGGAUAGGCGUGAGGGCCGGGAAGGAAAUAGCAAAAUCUUUAUGGACUUCGUCUGGGUCAGGAGCCCAGAUGAGCUUAAAGAAACCGGGGCUGAACCCUUAGUUUUUCGUCUCCACGCCCACUGAACCCCUCCAUGCCGGCUCCCACAUCUCCCGGCCUGUGGAGCGAUUGCCCCGUUCUGUGAUGGGAAAGCGAAGGACUCCGUCAUCGCUGGCCUCAGAGUCAUCUAAAGAGAACUGACAGGGAAGCGGUGCAGCCAUGGAGAAGAAUUCAAGCUUGUGGAAGAGCCUGGUGACGGAGCACCCACUCUGCACCACCUGGAAGCAAGAGGCGGAAGGGGCCAUUUUCCACCUCGCCAGUAUCUUGUUUGUGGUGGGCUUUAUGGGCGGCAGUGGAUUCUUUGGGCUCCUUUAUGUCUUCAGUUUGCUGGGGCUGGGCUUCCUGUGUUCUGCGGUCUGGGCGUGGGUGGACGUCUGCGCUGCUGACAUAUUUUCCUGGAACUUUGUGCUGUUUGUCAUCUGCUUCAUGCAGUUCGUUCACAUCGCGUACCAGGUUCACAGCAUCACCUUCGCCCGAGAAUUCCACGUGCUGUAUAGCUCCCUCUUCAAGCCCCUCGGGAUCCCUUUGCCCGUCUUCAGAACAAUUGCCCUGAGCUCCGAAGUGGUUACUCUGGAAAAGGAGCACUGUUACGCCAUGCAGGGGAAGACCUCCAUUGAUAGACUCUCCGUGCUGGUCUCAGGAAGGAUCAGAGUGACCGUCGAUGGCGAAUUUCUGCACUAUAUUUCCCCCUUUCAGUUCCUGGAUUCUCCCGAGUGGGAUUCGCUAAGACCCACAGAGGAAGGCAUUUUUCAGGUCACUCUCACAGCAGACACUGACUGUCGAUACGUGUCCUGGAGGAGAAAAAAAUUGUAUCUGCUCUUUGCUCAGCAUCGAUACAUCUCCCGCCUGUUUUCUGUUUUAAUCGGCAGUGACAUUGCAGAUAAACUCUAUGCCUUGAACGACAGAGUAUACAUAGGGAAGAAACAUCACUAUGAUAUCCGGUUACCCAACUACUAUCAGCUGUCAAGUCCAGACUUGUCCAGAUCACCCCUAACAGAACAGUUUCGGAAUUCCAGACAACAUUGUAACAAAUGACAUCAAAACCUGAAGUUGUUUUGAUGGCUGGGAAAAAAAAAAAGACUUCAUCAUUCCCCAGAUAAGAUAGCACACUAUUAUUCUAUUUUACAACUGAAACUCAGAGUCAAGAUGCCAUCGCCAGGUGUUUAUUAAUUCAUUUUAACUUCCGCACCUCAAAUAAACUUUACAAACGUUCAUGUAUUCCUUGCUGUUGUAAUGGAAGAUGAAUAAUGACGGGCGCUCUGCCCCUUCUCUGCAUCAGAACUGAGAGAAUAAUUUCGUAUUCUCUGAUAUUUCCUCCAACAUGCUGUCUGAUACUGUUGGCACAGGAGAAGCCCUUAGCAAAUGUCAGCAGGAGAGCAGGUUGCUAUGGUCCACAGACCCAUUUCUAGAAUCUGCCUUUUCCUGACAAUCUCUGAUGAAUGUAAGUUACACUGUUGCUGUAGGAAGCAGUUCCUUUUAUAUGUGACAUUCUCUGACAUGACUUAGAAAGAAGAAUAAAUGUAAGAAACAGUAA
Molecule: messenger RNA, 1825 nt
Organism: Rattus norvegicus (Norway rat)
Lineage: Eukaryota; Metazoa; Chordata; Mammalia; Rodentia; Muridae
Gene: Popdc3
Product: popeye domain cAMP effector 3
Exons: 4
Coding region: 451-1326 (291 amino acids)
Cellular component (GO): membrane
Molecular function (GO): cAMP binding
Source: RefSeq, marked validated